UACUGUCACAUUGGAGGAGGAAGAAGAGCAGACUGGAGAUCUGAUUAACACCAGAGAGAGACCAGACUCUUACUCUGAAGGUAGGACGUGUCCCGCCGAGGAACCAGACCCAGUGAUGUCCAAAUCAGCAAGACCACAUCACUGCUCUCAGUGCGGAAAGAGAUUUAUCCAGUUAGGACACCUGAAAAAACAUAUGAGAAUGCACACAGGAGAGAAGCCUUAUCACUGCUUUCAAUGUGAAAAGAGAUUUUCCUCAUCAGGUUCCCUGAAAUCACAUGAGAGAAUACACUCAGGAGAGAAGCCUUUCCAAUGCUCCCAGUGUGGAAAGAGAUUUUCCUCAUCAGGUUCCCUGAAAUCACAUGAGAGAAUACACUCAGGAGAGAAGCCGUUCCAAUGCUCCCAGUGUGGAAAGAGAUUCUCCCGGUCAUCGCAUCUUAAAUUGCAUAAGAGUGUACACACAGGAGAAAAACCCUUCCAAUGCUCCCAGUGUGGAAAUAGUUUUACCUCAUCAGAUUCCCUGAAAAGACAUAUAGGUUUACACUCUGGAGAAAAGCCUUACCACUGCUCAGACUGUGGGAAGAGAUUUAGCCGGUUAAACGGCCUGAAACGACAUGAGAGAAUACACACUGGAGAGAAGCCCUACCAAUGUUCCCAGUGUCAAAAUAGUUUUUCCCAGCCUGCAUACCUGAAAUACCAUGAAAGAACACACACGGGAGAGAAGCCUUACCAUUGCUCACAGUGCGGAAAGAAUUUCACCAUGUCAUGUAACUUGAAAACACAUGAGAGAAUACACUCAGGAGAGAAGCCCUAUCAAUGCUCCCAGUGUGGAAAGAGUUUUAACCAGCUAGGGAGUCUAAAAAUACAUGAGCGAGCACACACAGCGGAGAAGCCUUACCACUGCUCCCAGUGUGGAAAGAGUUUUAAGAAAUUAGGCAAACUGAAACAGCAUGAGAAAGUACACACAAGCGUGAAGCCUUUUGGAAUUACUCCCACUGUGGAAUAAAAUUAACAUGAGCUAACAAACUCUGUAGAGUAGCCUUUCCACUGAUCCUACUGUGGAAUGAGAUUUACCUUGUUAAGGCAACUGACAGAGCAUGAAAGAAUGCACACUAAAGAGAAACAAUAUCAAUGCUCUCAGUGUGGAGAGAUAUUUACCCAGUUAGGGUACCUGAAGGACCAUGAGGUAACAAACACAGGGGAGAAGAGAACAAGGGAGAAGCCUUACCACUACUCCCAGUGUGGAAAGAGCUCUAGUACAUCACACAUACUUAGAAUUCAUGAGAGAACAAGUGUUCCCUUUGUCUCAUAUUUGUUACAGAAAAUGUGUGCUUUUUGUUUUGCCAUAUGAAAUCUAAUUGGAUCAAGUCUACUAAAAAAAUAAUUGGUAUGUUUUAAAACAAAUCUCAAGACAUGAAUUCUUGAGUAUAGAGCACAUCAGAAUCCAUUUGUAUGCUUUAUGUGAUUAAAUUGUUAUUUUCAAA
Oncorhynchus mykiss (rainbow trout) is the source of this 1481-nucleotide messenger RNA. NCBI's taxonomy places the organism in Eukaryota, Metazoa, Chordata, Actinopteri, Salmoniformes, Salmonidae. The record is from RefSeq and is a predicted model, not a curated record.